Molecule: messenger RNA, 5665 nt
Organism: Anneissia japonica
Lineage: Eukaryota; Metazoa; Echinodermata; Crinoidea; Comatulida; Comatulidae
Exons: 5
Coding region: 702-3806 (1034 amino acids)
Biological process (GO): regulation of transcription by RNA polymerase II
Cellular component (GO): nucleus
Molecular function (GO): DNA-binding transcription factor activity, RNA polymerase II-specific; RNA polymerase II transcription regulatory region sequence-specific DNA binding; protein binding
Source: RefSeq, a predicted model, not a curated record
AACCAUUCACUCUAGUUACAGACACAGUAUUCAGCAUUAUAAAAUUUUCAUAAUUUUAUAAUGUAUAUAGGCUUACCUUAUGGAAGGCCUAAAGGAAGUAGUUGUGCAUUGAUCGGACGACUAACAUUCAGCAUGAAGCUACAGUAGUUGAUAUCAUAGACAGUGUUAAAUUGAUAUUUUGUUGCUAAAACUUGUCCGUAAGCCACUACUAUACUGUAUUGAUGCAUAAAAGAUAAUACUGUGCAUAAUAUUAUAAAUAGGCCCUCUUUUUUAGCUUUUAUGUCAGGUCCCCAUAUUAGACGGGCUAAUGCACAAUGAAUGAGCCUAGCGAUCAACAAUUCUCUCUACAUUUUCCAAAAUGGAGAACCGCUCAUCCGGCCUACCAAAGACAUACAAAAUUCGUAUACUUCCUGGCUGUUUUCACUCUCACUUAUCACCUUAUCAGUCUUGCUAUAGUAGUUGAAGGCCUAAUGUAAAGAUAUUGGUCAUCCUUUUGAUCUUGAGAAGGGAAUAUUGUUAUACAUGGUAAAAGUUCACAAUAGUCUUUCGUAUUUGUUGCUGUACAGUGAGAAAGAUGGUAAAAUUAAAUCGAUAAGUAACUCAUAUUUUUUUUCAUUUGUUUGUAUCAAAAAUAUUUUUUCAGCCAUGUUGCAAUAAUAUUUAUCUGGAAAAUUAUUUUUACUAUAUUUUUAUAAGCUAAAAUGGAAGAGGAAUUUCCUGAUAGUAUGUACCUCCCACGAGGUCUCAUUGUGAAGGGCUCAGGUACAAAUAAAAAGAAACUUGGAAUCUAUUCAAAUAUCACCAUUAAAGCUGGCGUUAAAUAUGGUCCAUUCAAGGGAGAGAAGAAAAACAUAUCCGAAGUUCUUGACGACAGUUUUGCUUGGAUGAUAAGGAAUUUUUCCGGAAGACCACAAUUUUUUGUUGACGCUGCAAAUAUUGAGAGCGCAAACUGGAUGAGGUUUGUCAAAUGUAGUCCUACAGUAUUCCAGCACAAUCUCGUUAUAAUACAGCGACGGAAGAAGAUCUUCUUUAAAGUAACAAAGGACAUAAAUGUUGGUGACGAACUUUUAAUCGGUUUUCAAUUAUCACGUGACGGUUGUGAUGGUCUUACUGAACACGACGUGAUCAAUAACGAACUAUGGAUCUCUAAGAAAGACAUUGGGCCUACACCCUUUAUCGACGUCAAUGAAGACAAGCUCUCUAGUGUAGUAAAUAGAGACAAUCACUUCAAAGACGUCAAUAUUGAUACAGAGAGGAACGUGUUUGAUGAGAUGAGCAGUGCAACUGAGCAAGUUAUCCCGGGAACGGGAAUCAGGGUCACGUGGCCAUCAGGAACCACUCAAAUUGGAGAACCACUCAGCAAAAUGUUCAAAUCUUACGUCAGACUGCUACCAUUGGAUAUUCCCGAGAAAACAAUAUUGGAAUAUCAACAGAAAGUCGGCGCAUGUGGACAAGUUUGCCCACAGGAACAUAAUCACGUGAUUGACAAUGAUGCUAAAAUACCUAAUACAAUAACAUCUGAAUCCUGUUUUUAUGGCGGCAAUAAAGAUCUAUUCAUAAGAAACUACAGUGUAGUGUACGAAACAGGAGAGAGUUUACAUGCAAAACAAGACAAUUGUCACUCAAACGUGCUUGAUCAUGACAUUCUAAAAGAGAUUGGAGAUGGUGUGCCAUAUACUGAAAGAGUUUUGAAAAUAUCUGAACACGACCUUAACAAGUGUGCUAAAAGUUACACAGAAUCACUUAAAAGUAAUAGCAGUUAUCAAAAAGGGGCCGCAGAAGGAGUGUGUAAUACUGAGUCCAAUGUGAUAUUUUCAACUGAUAUGAACCGAGGAAUAGUUAACAUGAAUGAUUAUAAUAUUGAGAAGAGCCAGGGUUUUCUCAAUGAAAGUAAUAAAAAUGAGAAAGAAGCACGAUUUUCUUCAACAAAUGGCACGGGAAAUACAAAAAUAAAUCAACUCAAUAAAGAUAGGUCUAUAAGCACAGACGAUUCAUAUUUUCCAUACAGAGAAAUAAGUGAUCAAUCAGACAUAAAUAACGAGGAAUUAAUGGAGGUGAUGGAUCCUAUUGAAAAUAGGCCUAUAUUGAAGAAAACAGUGAAACGACAUGAAACUGAUGAAUCAUCAUCUGUACAGGAACCCAACGCAGCUGACAGAAGCAGAAUCAAUGUAGCUAAGAAGUGUGAACUUGAACCUAGAAUAGUUGAACUACAUGAAAAUAAUAGCAAUGAAGUUGGGCUUGCAAUAAAAAGAGCAAGAACUGGAGAUAUUGCUUCGAACAAGUACGAACAAGAAGUUAACCAAGUUGAAGUAACUGAAAAUAUUGAUAGACUAAUAUUAGAGGGGGAAGUUAAAACAACUGGGUCAAGCAAAGAUAUUGAGGAGGAAAAAACAGAUAAUACGCUUAGAAAAAAUAAAAGAGUCAGUUUUGAAAAUAUAUUUGCGAAUUUUCCAGGCAUACAGAAUGGAUUAGAAGUUGUUAUUCAAAAACAUAAUCCGAUUGAAUCAAAUGAAGACUUGCAACUUUCCGACGCUUCAGAUUUGGAACCACCUUCUAAUGAGCCACAAAAUUUGAAACGACUUCAGAAUUCAGAUGCAAAUGAAUUGAGGAAAUAUUUAAAGCAAGAAAAUAGUAGGCCUAAAGACACACUUGCUGCAGUGAAGCUGCCUUUUCCCGGAUCAGAGAGAUCAAUACACCCGGGUUCAGAUCGAAGAAUGCCGAUUCCAACAUUCAACAAAAACAACGAGAGGAAAAAAUUCAAAUGUUGGGCAUGCAAUAUUGACUUCACUUCAUAUGAUGCUUAUUUUGAUCAUGUCAUGGUUGACUGCAAAAAACGAACGCACAGACAGACAGAAACACGGUUAGAAAGCAGCAAGCCAAGUCUAAACCAACAAACUGAAAACCUUCAAACCAAUUUAACGGUCAACAAAACAGACCUAGGCUACAAUACUCCUCUUACUGGUUCUAGUUGUUCUCGGGUAGCCCCUGAAAUGGAUCCUGACUCAAUGCAAUUUUCAGGUACGCUUAGGCAGCUUGCGUUCUUAGCAAAACUAACGCGUGACCGCGUAGACAUAAUGCAAAACAGUAGACCUAUAUUACCACCAAGCAGAUGUAUUGCAGAUCCUUCUACUUUAUUGAAUUUUCAACCGCGUUCUCCUACAAUUAAUUCAUUAAAUCUUUCAUUAGGAAAUAAAUACCCUGUGUUUUCUAAAGAACGUAAUACGUUUGGCGGGGCGUUGGAUUAUAGUGACAUAAACCAGAAAAAUGAAUCUCCAUUGACCAACAAUACCCGUAAACGAAACUACCAAGGUGGUCUGAAACUAUUGCCGCGUGGGUUGCAACUGAAGGCCGGAAUUUGUCAACCGGCUCCCUUCAUUCAGCAUAACAUAUCGCCCACUAUAUCAGAAAACAAUCACACAGUUACUGACGUGACAGAUGCACGUGGUGGACCGCGUCAAUGUAUAUCACCAUCUUCACCUGUAGGCCAACAAUCGACGUCCUUCAGACAUGUUUAUAGCGCCUCCUACAACACGGGUCACCAAUUUAUGGCAAAUACUACGAAAAGUCAUAAUAGCAGUCAAAUCAAAGUCCGGUGCCAUCAAGAACAAUGGUUGCCGAAUCAGGGUAGGCCUACUUUGUAUAGAGCAUGUAAUGAACAACCAAUUCUAAAACUGCUUCCUCCAAAGAGAAUGCCUUUCUUGAUGCGCCAUGUAAGCGUAAACCAACCUAUGCCAUGUAGCCUGGAUCCGGAGCGGUGGAAAAAACAUUCCAGGGGAUACAAAUCUGUAUUAAAAACCACUAAAUAAAUUUAGUUUAAAUGUUACGUAAAGCCUCUUAAGCAUUUAUUUAUUCCCUCCGCAAAGGAGGUUAUGUAUUCACUGCUGUCUGUCUUUCUGUCGAGCAAGAUUACGGAAAAAAUUAAUGAAUGGAUCAUUAUAAAAUUUAGUAGAAUAGUACAUAAUAAUUGAAGAGAGACACCUUUCAAUUUUCACCAGGAAAAGUCAAAGGACAAGGUCAAGGUCACAGAAGAUUUGUUUACCCUCGAGCAUUAAAGAAAAUAAUAGGAAUCGCCCCACGCAUUCAGGCAGAGAUGUGCCUGAAUUGGCGGCGAUUCCAUUAUAUUCUUGAGGGUAGGCGCCACAAAUCAAUCAUUAAAAUUAAUACAAGUUUGUUGGAUGUGAUGCAAGUUUCAUGUAUAUAGUUAAAUGUAUGUACCGAAGUUUAUUUAAUUUAACUUGCUUAAGAAUAUAGCGUUUCUUGAUUUAAAUGUUAUUUUCAUUGUUGUUAUAAUGUGAUUGUGAAUUCGUGGUUGCAGAUAAUUGCCCUCGAUGACAAGUAGCAUUACAUAAUUAAAUCGUGAAUCUUGAAGUCGAAUUGAUUUAAACUAUUUAAACGAUAAUUUAUAUAAUAAUUAACUAAUACGAACGCCGUUAAUAUUGUUAGUUAUAAACUGAUUAGUUAUAUGGCCUACACCUACUCUUUUUUAGUUGAGUUUAUUUGCAAUGAAAUAUUUCUAAUCUAUUACUAUAGUAAACUAUGUGGUAGUUAAUAUAUAAUAUAAUUUUAUUACCAAAAAUGAAUGCAAAGGACGACCUGAGAGUCGAGCCAAAUGUGAUAAUAAUGAGCAAGGUAAUGUAUAAAUUUUGGGUGGGUGAUGUAAACGUCAUUGUCACGGUUAAGACGAUCGUCUCUAUAAGCUAAACACUAUAAUUUACGGCUAAAUAACGGAAGCAAUUAAGCAUCAUCAUCAUUAGUUAAGGACCAAAUUUUGUGUCGUUUUACCGUCCAGACGCUUGUACAGACCUUAAAGAAAUAUAUUGUAACACCAUUGUUUUAGAUGUCUUACAAUUAUUGGCAUAUAUUGAGUUUCUAUUUAUGUCCAUUGGAAUAUGGUAAAAAUAAUUUUACACUUGUCAUGCUGCAAAGCAACACAUAUGAGAAUUCACUAUUCAAAUUAUGUCAACACAAUUCAGUGGAAGGAGAAGAUAUUCUGUAUAGGUAAGUGGAACGUACUACGGCUAAUACAAAGGCGUACGUUCAGUAAUAAAUCAAUACGUGAUAGAUAAUUAAUGUCUACAUAAUUGUCACAACAAACAUGUACCAUAUAAUCCAGAUUUUACUAUAUACUUUAUCAUUAUCUUACCUGCUUUUCUCAAUGUUAUAAACGAAUUAAGUUAAAAUGUUCAUUGUACAGUACAUAAGUUUAUUAUUCUACUUUGUUAAUAUUUAAUUAUAAUUAUUAUAGGCUUACCUGUAAGAUUAAUUGACAGUACUGAAAUGGAUUGUAGUUAUAGGAAAAUUUAUAUUAUUCAUUAUAGUGCCACCUGCGAUAUGGGAGUUGAAUAGCUAUAUUCUACCCUAUAUGUGACGACAAACAGUCGGGAAGAAGCCCACCGUGUUGGAAUAUAUUCAUGAGUGGAGAUUGUAACACUAAGAUGGAUACACUUCUUGGAGACUGGCAAAUUUAUAAACAAUCUUUAUGUCUCGUAUUAAAAAUGGCAUAAAAACUGAGAAUUUAUUUUAUAAAUUGUAAAACCUAAUUAAUUAGAACAUGAACAUUUAUUUGGAGACUCUAAAAAAGUAUAAACGAAAUUGUAUCUUAAACCUACUCUAGAAUAGCAAAAAAAAAAAAAAAAAAAAAGAAAAAAAAAAGAAAAAGAAAAAA